This is a messenger RNA of Jaminaea rosea, 850 nucleotides long. RefSeq lists its product as hypothetical. Bases 60 to 779 code for a protein of 239 amino acids. Gene Ontology annotation, cellular component: ribonuclease P complex. Gene Ontology annotation, biological process: tRNA 5'-leader removal. Lineage: Eukaryota; Fungi; Basidiomycota; Exobasidiomycetes; Microstromatales. The record is from RefSeq and is a predicted model, not a curated record. The transcript has 2 exons.
CUCCGUUUGUCCUGUACAAACAAUCAGAUGACACGAUAGCGACUACGAAGCUUCAAGUGAUGGUCCGCUUCAAGAAUCGUUGGCUUCUCCUCUCUUUAGACCUUCCCACCUCCCCUCUCCCUACCCCAUCCGAUCCCUCCUCGAGCACAUCCAUAUCCAUUCCGCCCACCUCUCUACUCCAAUCUAUCCGCUCCUCGCUCCUCACACACUUUGGUCCAACGACCAGCGGCGCCCUCUCCUCCUCGUCCUCGCUCAGCGUCAAGUACACCUCGGACUCCACCCGCUUGGUCAUCCUGCGUUGCGCGCGUACAGGAGCAGAGACGGUGAGGGGUGGGGUAAGCUUGAUUGGCCGCCUUGAAGUCAAUGUGGUGACAAAAGGCGAAACGGGAAAGGGAGGAAGUACGACGAGGAGGGAGACGAUGCCCGUGAGAAUACAUGUUGUGGCGGUCAGUGGGACGAUCAAGAAGUUGCAGGAGAGGGUGAUCAAGAGGGAUAGGAAGGAGAUUGCUGAAAGACGGGCGGCUAUCAAAAGGGGGGAGAAGAGGAGGGACAGAGGCAAGAAGAAGGGUUUGAAGGAGACGGUCGAUGGUCAAGAGCGAGCUGCGAUGGAGGGUGGAGCAUCGGCGACACAGAGGGCCGAGACAGGAGCUCACGGCCGGCAAGACGAUGCCUCCGUUGGAUCGAGCGACGCCCAGCCAGCGCAAAGCAGCAUCACAUACCCGGGCGUACCAGCAAGCAUGGGCGAUGAAAAUGAAGAGGACUUGGGCCUCGCCGUAUAAUCAUGUACAACGCAAAUGAUAUUACUACGAGUGCGCCCCGAAAUUGCGCGCUCUACUUCUUCUUGGCGCUC